AUGAAGCAAAGCAGGCAAUCGCAGCGGGAUUCCGACGACGGCGCUUCGGCUCCGUCGAACAAUCUCUGGGUGGGGAAUCUGGCGCAGGACGUGACGGACGCGGAUCUCAUGGAGCUCUUCGCCAAGUACGGCGCCCUCGACAGCGUCACUUCUUACUCGUCGAGGAGCUACGCCUUCGUCUUCUUCAAGCGCGUAGAGGACGCCAAGGCCGCCAAGGAUGCCCUCCAAGGCGCGGCGAUCCACGGCUCGCCGUUGAAGAUCGAGUUUGCCAGACCGGCCAAGCCUUCAAAGUCGUUAUGGGUUGGCGGAAUCAGCCCUACAUUAUCCAGGCUGCAGUUGGAGGAAGAGUUCCAGAGCUUUGGUAAACUUGAGGAUUUCAAGUUUCUCAGAGACCGGAACACUGCAUUCGUUGAAUUUUGUAAGCUGGAAGAUGCCGUAGUAGCCAUGAAAAGCAUGAAUGGGAAGCGAAUUGCUGGUGAACAGAUUCGUGUGGAUUUCCUUCGGUCUCAACCUUCAAGAAGAGAACACGUCCAUGACUAUCGUGAUUCAAGAGAGAAUCAGUUCUCCGUGGCACAACCCGGACUAAAGCGAUCUCAGCAACCCAUGUCCUCUGGUGGGCGAAGAGAAGGUCAACCUAGUACUAUAUUGUGGGUAGGUUAUCCCCCGGCCCUGCAGAUCGACGAACAAAUGCUCCACAAUGCCAUGAUUCUAUUUGGUGAGAUUGAGAGAAUCAAGAGUUUCCCUUCAAGGCACUACUCAUUUGUGGAAUUCAGGAGUGUUGAUGAAGCUCGUAGGGCCAAAGAAGGUUUGCAAGGGCGCCUAUUUAACGAUCCUCGUAUAACCAUCAUGUUUUCAAGCAGCGGGUCGGCUCCAGGGAAAGAGUAUUCUACAUACUACCCUGGAAAUAAAGGAAGGUCAGAUGAGUUUGGAACGGGGCAAUUGGAGAUGCAUGAUUAUCAGCAGCAGUCAAUCCAUGGACCUUUUAGUCAUCAAGGUGGUGGUUUGGAUCAAUUAAACUCGAAUGGCCAGCUGACUCCAACCUGGCGGAGGCCCUCUCCACCGACAGCUGGCAUCCUUCCUUCUCCCGGGUCUAGGAUCAGGCCAUCGAUGAAGUCUGGUACUAGUGGGUGGGACGUGCUUGAUACGAAUCAGUAUCAGAGGGAACCAAAAAGAUCGAGGAUUGGAAUUCCAGAUGAUGACUCUUUCCCACUAAGAAAUAACGUUGAUGAUCGUGGCUUAGGAUUAAGCAGAUCAAAUGCACUUGGUCCUCUAAGUGAUAAAAUAGCUUUGAAUCGCUUUGGAAAUGCGCCAGGAAACAACAGUGCAAGGGGUGAAGCAGAUUUUAUUUGGCGUGGUGUCAUUGCCAAGGGCGGGACGCCAGUCUGUCAUGCUCGUUGUGUCCCUAUCGGGGAUCUUAUGGAAUCUGAAUUUCCUGAAGUUGUCAAUUGCUCAGCCAGAACAGGACUUGACAUGCUGGCAAAACACUAUUCCGAAGCCAUAGGAUUCGACAUUGUCUACUUCUUACCAGACAGCGAAGACGAUUUCGCUUCCUACACCGAAUUCCUCCGUUACUUGGGCUCCAAAAACCGUGCUGGUGUUGCCAAGUUUGACGACGGCACCACACUUUUCCUGGUCCCACCAUCAGAUUUCUUGACAGAUGUCUUGAAAGUCCAUGGACCUGAACGUCUUUAUGGCGUAGUUCUGAAGCUGCCCCCACAACAGCAGUUGCCCAGUAACAAUUUACAGCUGCAACAUCACCCAAUGCAGCACCUCUCUCAUAAUUUUGCUAGGGAUCAUCAGCUUCCUCCUGAAGCUGACUACAAUGCUUACCAUCAUCAUCCAAAGGAAGAACAGCAUGGGUUGGCACUAGAUUAUAAUGGGGUGAUGCAUGAUGAGUCAUCAAAGCUUCCUUCAAAACAGUUUUAUCCAUCGGUCGCUGAAUCCCCGUCAGCAGCAUCUCUUUCACGAGACUAUCCUGCCACAAACAAUGCAGCUCCAGUAUCAACUACUGGAGUUUCCUUGACACCAGAACUGAUAACCUCUCUUACAUCCCUACUACCUGCAAUAGCCCAAGUGCCUGGGCCUGCAAGUAGUCAGCCUGCACCGGGUGUGUCUACUACGAGGCAUUUUUCUUCAGCUGGAACUCCCCCACAGGGAUGGAAGCCUGACUAUUAUGGUGGAAACCCUAAUAAUAACAAUAAUCUACAGCAGCUAGGGGCUCAACCCAAUUCUCAGCCACAGUUUCAGUCUCAGUAUCAGCCAUAUCCCCAGGUCAACCAGCAGAUUAUAAAUCACUCCAAUGCGAACUUAUCACAUCAGGUGGCAGCUCAAUCUAGGCCAAUGAACAGUUUUCCUGUGGUGUCUCAGAGUGGGCAGAUGGUUUACCCUCCCCAGGUCAGCCAGCAGCAAUAUCAUCAGCUUGAUCCCUAUGGAACUCAAAAUAGUUAUGGAAUGGUUCAUGGGUCAUCUGAUGCUCCUGUUCCAUACAACCCAUCUGUUGUUCAGCAGCCUCAUAACCCUGUUCCAACGCCUAGUCAUGCUCCAGUUGCUAAUUAUUUACCAACGCAGUCUGGAAUUCCACAGUCAAGUGUGGAUCACCAGAACCAGGCGGCGCAGUUGCAAGCUCAGCAGUCUGGAGCUGGUGUUCAAAGCACGUCGGAAACUGAAAUUGACAAGAACCAACGGUACCAGUCGACAUUGCAGUUUGCUGCUAACCUCCUCCUUCAAAUACAACAGCAGCAGCAAACGAAUGCUUCAGCUGCUCCUGGAUCAGGAAAUCAGCAAUGA
Messenger RNA from Linum trigynum, 2787 nucleotides. The record is from the annotation of a GenBank genome assembly. NCBI's taxonomy places the organism in Eukaryota, Viridiplantae, Streptophyta, Magnoliopsida, Malpighiales, Linaceae.